Penicillium egyptiacum is the source of this 1257-nucleotide messenger RNA. The record is from the annotation of a GenBank genome assembly. Lineage: Eukaryota; Fungi; Ascomycota; Eurotiomycetes; Eurotiales; Aspergillaceae.
AUGAGAGACAUCAGUAUGUAUCCCACCUUCACAAUGUCGCCGACUGGAAUUCUCAGCCGACGAGCUGGGAUAUGGGCUCUGAUUGUGCUCGCCAUUGGCAUUUUGUACAAAGCCUACGUGCACAACAUCAUUUUUCUCACAAUCGGAAUCGGCCGAGAGAUCCAAUCAAUCGACGAAUUCCCAUGGACCUGCACUCGCCUCCAGCAUCCUCUCUUAGAAGGAUGUGAGGAUAUGUGGCUAGACGAUCAAGGGAGAAAGCUGUACUUAGUAUGCAACUCUAUAGAAUCCAGACAGGGAUGGUGUCCAGGUGGCAGCAAAUACAACAUCUCCGCGAGAUCCCGCACGGAUCAUAUCGCAGUGUUGAAUAUUGACCAACCCGGCCUGGACGGGCUGUAUGGCCUACACCAGCUCAAAGUCAGUGGUUACAUCGGCGAUCUGGAUCUACUUGCACUCGACGCGCGCCGUAUUGACGGCAGACUUCGAUUAUGGUUGACCAAUCAUAGACCCCCAGUCGAUCCUACAACGGGGGAGUUCCUUGAUGCCCGGGCCGUUGGAGCGAACUCCACGAUUGAGAUAUUUGAUUUGGACGAGGCCUCAGAGACACUUGAAUAUGUCAAAACUAUAGCUAGCGACGCGAUCAUCUCGCCUAACAACUUGGCCGUCGACAAUGAUGGUCUGGGGUUCGUGAUUACCAAUGACCACGACGCGAAGGUUGGCACUUUCCUGGAGUUGGAGCUGCUGAUUGGCGGCGGAAGCCUCACCUAUUGUCGAUCUGACACGGGGAGGUGCCACAUCGCUGCCAGCAAGGGGUUUUCCUUUGCCAACGGGAUCGUCCAAGAGAACGGGCUUUACUAUGUGGCUCAUUCAGUGACUGGACUCGUGACUGUCCACAAAUUAGUCGGCGACCAGCUGAUUCAAUUUGACAAAAUCUACACGGGAUUACCACUCGAUAACCUGUCUCUCGAUGCAGAUGGGAACCUCCUGGCCGCCGCAAUUCCGGAUUCCAUUGCGUUUGUGAAGUCUAUAGAGAACCCAUACAACCUUGUUGCUCCUGCUACUGUCCUCGCGGUCAAUGGAAUAGCCAAUCAGCUGAGGACUCGUAGCGGGAAGGGUUGGGAGGUCUCGAAGCUCUUGGAGGACAGAGAUGCCAAAUGGCUUCCUAGUUCGACUGUUGUGGUGAAAGAUGUGAAAUCGCACCGCUUGUUCCUUGGGGGAGUCGUCUCUCCAUUCAUCACCAUAUGUGAGCAGCGUAUUUAG